UACUUAAUGAAUCACUAAUUAACCUCCCUCGUACUUAAUCAAAUCACUAACUAAUUAACCUCCCUCGUCACCGGCGGCGCCGCCUCAUCGCUAUGUUGCUGACGAUGAUGAUCAACACUAAAUCCUUUAUCAUCAUCAUCAUUUUCUUCUUCUUCUUCUUCUUCUUCAUCAUCUUGACUCUUAAGAUCAUCUUCUCUCACCUCCUCCAUCGCCGCCGCCGGCGGAACAUGAUCAUCCGGCCGCCGCCGCGGCGGAGUAUCGAGAUGGCCGUCGUGGCCGCCGUGUCCCAAGACCCGGCCGCCGGAGCACAUCCUUCCGAUCAGACCGGCUACGACUCCCAGCACCGCGAUGAUCGCCACCGCCGCGAUCACCCCUCCCACCGACCCGUGCCGGAUAUAGGACUGCUGCUGCUGCUGGGAAGCCGCCGUUUCUUCCGCGGCGAUCGGCGGCGGUGGAAGAAGUUGUUGUUGUUGUUGGUAUAGAGGCGUGG
Messenger RNA from Linum tenue, 490 nucleotides. NCBI's taxonomy places the organism in Eukaryota, Viridiplantae, Streptophyta, Magnoliopsida, Malpighiales, Linaceae. The record is from the annotation of a GenBank genome assembly.